CCCAACCACCAAAUAUUCACCUCACUAGCCAAGCCAAAAUACCCAACACAUCACCCAUCCAUUUUGCCCUCUAAUAUGGCCGAAAAUCCCCUUCCAUUCAUGAAUAUUCAUUCAUGAAUCCCUGUCCCCAUUUUCCCUGAUUUUAUUCCAUGAAAGGACUCAAGCACAUGACUGCAUUUUCUAGGAUUUGUGGAAGAAAUAGCUUAGUAUUUUCCUUUGUAUGAGUGCCUUUAAAUUUCGGCCAUAGGCCUAUUGUAAUGCUCAGAUUUUUAUUCUUCAUUUCAAGAUAGAAAUACACUGGUUGUAUUCUGUUUUCAAAUCCUAAUUUCUAUAUCUUAAGGUUGGUUUCCUUAAGUGUGAGUGUUAGGUUCUAGUUAUUUAAUUGAGUGUGUAAUAUCUUAAUUAAAUUCUAGACUCAAACCCCAAGUGAGGAUAAGAGUGUGUUAUAUCUCUUAAAACCUACUUGGUUUUUAUCCCUUUUCCCCUCUUAUUUUCCCUUCCAAAUUUUCGGCCCUCCUAAAAGGCACAACCAGUAUCCCCCUUUUUCUCCCCUAUUCUUAUGCCUUUAAACCAUCUUAAAAAUCAACCCUUCAUCCUCCUCCAUAUACUCGACCAGUCCACUCCCCUCCCUUUCCAAACCCAAGCUUAAAUAUAUCAGUAUGUGUUUGGACUCUGGUUUAUGAAGUCCAUUGUACUACAUUUUUCCACCAGAAUUGAAAUCUGAAACCAGUUGUUUUGGCUUGGAUUCAAUCCUUUGAGUCUGGACCGAUUUGAUCCAUACGCUUUCGUUUCAGUGUGGUCCGGUCCAGUUUUUAGACCUAUGAAACUGCAAUAUACACUCUAAAUCCCAAACAGAAUUUGAGAUGGAGAAAUCCGGAGAUCCUACCAAUAAUUCGCGUCCUAACUCUAUAGCGAUCAGUUUGCCCUAUGUGAAAGAGAUGUAUUUGAGCGAUUGGUGGCUGAUAAAAGUCUCUGAACCGGGGCAAAUGGGAGUAGCAGGAUUCACUUUCAAAGAGUACUGUUUCUCUUCUAUCAGUGUCUAUUUCCUUCUUUUUCGUAAUCUAUUUGUGGAACAACUGCUUGUUUUGUUUGUGUUUAUGCUCUUGUUUGGAGCUGGUUUGGUAUCUAGUCAUUGCUUCUGAUGAAUAGCAAUGAAGAAUACAUGAUUUUGGCCUUCCAUUCUGAUAAAUAUUUUUGUGCUCGGUUUUAUACGGAUUGCUAUAUAUUACAUGCUGCCUUCAUUGUCAAGACUCAUUUUGGACAAUGUUUUAGCUUCAGAUCUAUAAUGGACUACAUCAAAAGAUGGCACUUUAACCUUCCUUGCUUCUUACUUUGCAUGAAGUUUUAGGCAGUAAAUGCACCAAAGGUCUUAUAAAAAUGGUCCCUCUAAUUUUUAUGGGGUAAAGUUGUGUACACCUAGAUACAUGUUUACUUAGACACUUCAGCGUAGCUCUCUUCAUAAUAAUUGCAGUCCUGUACCGUAAGAUAUUGGAUUUGUGAUAAACUAUACCUUCCUCUUUAGGAAUGCAACGGAACCCUGUUUAGUAUUCUUGAAUAAGGUUUUAACGUGUAAGACCACAUUUUAAUUAAGCAUAUAUAUAUAUGUGUGUGUGUGUGUCUAUAUAUAUAUAUAUAUAUAUAUAUGAGAUGGCGUUUCUAGAGAGAAGGAGGAGCGGCGACCGGCGUUUUCCUGGCGAUUUCAACCACCGAGGCCUCAAUAUCGGAUUCAAUGGCGAUCUCCUGUACUCCUCCCAUCAAGUCCGGCGGCCAUCAAUUUCCUUCAUCGGCAAACCUAAUCUUCAGGCAAAUAACAGUAGUCACUCAAGAUAUACUAGGAGCAAUGCCCGAUGCGAUGGAUUCCAAAGGAACCGAAUCAUUCAUCGCCUUCCGAAGCCCCCCUCUCAUCAACGACAGCAUAAAUGGCCUUUCAAAGACCCCCUCUUUAAGGGAAAGCACGACCGGUAUGUCUACAGUGAAUCGAGAUUACGCUUCAAUGGAUUUGCAGAGUGUUCAACAACAACCACCCGAAACAUCAGAUUCAAAUUUCAGACUCAUAAUAAGGUAUUUGAGCUCUUUUAUUCCAUCUACAAUCACAACUUCUGCAUUUCUGAUUUCGGAGCUAGAAGAUAUCACAUUUGGUUUGAUUUGGACACGAUUAAUUGGAUCCUGGGUUCCCUUCCGUUUUUCUCACAGCCUAAUUGUAGGGCAGUGUCCAAGUUUGAGGACAAUAGAACCUUAGACCUUUCCAUUGGUUCCAAUAAAUGGGGCAAAUUUGUGAAAAUCCAAGAGUCUAGAAGAGAGGGCAGUACAUUUCUUAUUAUCCCCUUCGACUCAAACGCUGAUGGCCCAAAACUUUUCACAAAGGCCCUUGCCAUAUUCACCAAGAGAGCUACCAAUCUUGAGUAAUUUGAGUUGGAGCUUGAUUUUACUCUUCUCAUCAAUGCCAAAUCUCCCUGGUGUGCUAGCUCAGCUGCAUGGAUGCUCCCACUGUUUGGACGGAGGGAUGACAGAAUACAUUGGGUUGGACGUUUAUCUUUGGAACCUCCCCCUGCAGAAUUAUUUUUAGCUUUGUUGUACAAUGUUCAAUGCAGCAGUUUCUUGAGAUUAGGAGAUUUAUGUGGAUGUGGUGGAAAUUCUGGAUGCUGAUCUUUACAAACAGAAGGAACAGAAUGCAAGACUAGAUUCGGGCCAUGCUUCUGUUUUGGUUCUCGCUGGUAGUGAGCAAUUAUUAAAGUGUUGUUUGCCAGUUUGUGGGUUGUACUGUUUCCCUUUUGUUUUGGUCUGUUCCUUUCUUUAGUGCUUUGGUUUUUUUCUCCUGUGGUUUUGCUUUGGCCUUGUGUUGGGGACGGCCAACCCCCUCUUGUACCUUUCUCCUUUUAUGUUUAUAAUAAAACAAUCCUUUAAAA
This is a messenger RNA of Cuscuta campestris, 2906 nucleotides long. The record is from the annotation of a GenBank genome assembly. NCBI's taxonomy places the organism in Eukaryota, Viridiplantae, Streptophyta, Magnoliopsida, Solanales, Convolvulaceae.